Molecule: messenger RNA, 1531 nt
Organism: Erythranthe guttata (spotted monkey flower)
Lineage: Eukaryota; Viridiplantae; Streptophyta; Magnoliopsida; Lamiales; Phrymaceae
Source: RefSeq, a predicted model, not a curated record
UAAUUAGUUGAUACGUGGAUAAAGUACCUACCUUCCUACCUCCAAUUGAAGCCUAUGAUUGGUUGAAAAAUACAGCACAACACAUCAGAAUAUAAAUUUGUAGAUAUGUGCUACCUUCAGCUAAUUUCUGCUCCGGCCACCAGCACCGCCGCCGCCACCACCACCACCACUUCAAUUUAAAACUACUCCUGUCAAUCUCAUAUAUAUAUAUAUAUGAAUGGGCAAUGAAAACCUCCCCCUUCGAUUCCCACACCAGCCAAUAUUGGAAGACCAGGCGCCGGAAAGAGAGCAGUCACCCCCCGCCGCCGCCGAUGAUGAUCAUCCGCCAGAAACAGCCAGGUGCGACUGGGAUUUCAGCCUCUCCGCCGUGGUUUCUUCCGCCGCCUCUACCUCUUCCGACGCAAUUGGUGUCGUCGAGUUCGACCAGAGCAACUCCUUCCUCGCCACCGGCGGCAUCGCCAGAAAAAUCAGGAUUUACACCGCCCGGAAACUGCUCCCGUCGAGUGAUCAGAAUGGAGGUAGGACCGCCGCCGCUGCGUUUCUCGACCACGCCGCUGCAUGCGACUACUACAUGUGCACUCCGGCGAAGCUGAGCAGCCUGAAAUGGAAACCCGGUUCGGGCUCCCGGGUCAUCGGAUCCGGCGACUACGACGGGGCGGUCAUGGAGUACGACCUCGAGAAACGGGUCCCCGUAUUCGAGCGCGAUGAGCACGGAGGCAGGCGGGUCUGGAGCAUGGACUACUCGCAUUCGGAUCCGAACCUCGGCGCAUCCGGGUCGGACGACGGCACCAUGCAGAUGUGGGAUACCCGUUCCGAUGGGGGGAACUCUGUAGCGUCGGUUCGACCGAACCGGCUCGCUUCCAGCCCGGUUUGCUGCGUCGAGUUCAACCCGUUUGGCGGGCCACUCAUAGGCGUCGGAUGCGCCGACCGGAAAAUCUACGGCUACGACGUGCGCAGAACGGCCGACCCGGUUUUCGUCCUGGACGGGCACCGGAAAGCCGUGACGUACACGAGAUUCCUCGAUUUGCGGACGAUUGUUUCGUCGUCGGUCGACGGGUGUUUGAUGAUGUGGGCCACGGAGGAUCGGCGCGUGAUCAGAACGUACAGUGGACAUUUGAACGGCCGGAGAUUUGUCGGCUUAUCUGUUUGGAGAAGCGGCGGAUUGUUGAGCUGCGGCUCGGAAAACAAUAGGGUUUUUGUGUAGAAAAGAUGGGGCGAACCGAUCUGGGCGGGGUUCGAACCACCGGCGGCAGCGGCGCAGCCGCCUCGCUGCGAGGGUGGGUUUGUGAGUAGCGUCUGCUGGCGGCAGAGCGGAGAAGAGGAGCGGUGCACGCUGGUGGCGGGUGGUUCCGAUGGGGUGUUGCAAGUGUUCAAUGGUGAAAAAAGGCCAUGCUCGUAGAAUUAAAUAAAUCUAUAUUUUAUUUGGUAGGAAUUUAAUAAAAAUUUAUUGGAAUUAGGGGGUGUGUUUGUUUAGCAUUGUUCAUUUUUAAUACAAAUGCACCAAUAUUAAUUUCAUGUUUUGUAUUUUCUU